GAUAGAUACUAAGGUAGGUUUAUGAUUACCGUAUAGUGCUUUGUGCAUACCGAAUAGAGUAUUAGAGUGGUUGCACAAAGCCUAAGAAGGUAGGGACUUUGGACGCUAACGAGACGCGGGCAAGUGCUCCCCCGCCAUCAAUACGUCAAUCCUCCACCUUGGUCGCCAACAUCGGCCUCGACGGUACUCAGCAACGUUUUAAUUCUACUACAUACCCACAACGCCGACUAGAACACUGCCUCUACCUCUUGAACAACGAUUCAACUUUGCCGACAAUAGAUUUCUAUCAUAACCACGGGGCGUUAGGCAAGCAAGCAAGCAAGCGACAGCAGCUAUUACAACAGCCGUAGCGAUCCCUACACAGUGGAAGCGGGCCUCGGCGCGCAGUGGCGGGCACGUCGUCAUCUUCGUCAUCGAGUCGAGACACAAGAUGGCGGUCAUGGAGCAGGACAACUUCUCUAAUAUAUCCUGGCACAGCGAACAGAACUUAGGGCCCGCCCAUGGCACAGGUCCGAGUACGUCAUCACCGUCCCACGAUCACGACCACGAUCACGAUCACAACGGCCACGAGUAUGGCGGCGGCGCCAGGGCAGAUGGCGCGAGGGCCGGUGCCAGCGAUGCCGGCCUCGAGCCCGCCGGCCACAGCGGCGAGAUCCUCGAGUGCGUCGUCUCAGAGCCUCACAAGGAAAACGACGGCACCAAGGACGCAUACGUCUCGUACCUAAUUACCACCAACACUACAUUCUCUACUUUCCAAAAACCAACGACGUCGGUGCGCCGGCGUUUCACCGACUUCGUCUUCUUGUACAAGGUGCUCUGCCGGGACUACCAGGCCUGCUCGGUGCCGCCGCUGCCAGACAAGCAGCGCAUGGAGUACGUGAGGGGCGACCGGUUCGGCCCAGACUUCAUGGCGCGGCGGGCCUACUCGCUGCGCCGCUUUCUGUCGCGGCUAGCGCUGCACCCCGUGCUGCGCCGGGCCAGCAUCUUCCACACCUUCCUCGAGAGCCCUGACUGGAACGCCACGAUGCGCAGCCGGUCAAUAAGGGGGUCGAUGGCGCCUCUAGGCUCUCCGGACCUGACGCCGUCGCUUCCCGGAGCCGGAGGGUCGGCGCCGGGUGGUGGCGGCGGCGGCGUCUUUGACACGUUCGCCGACAGCUUCAUGAACGCCUUCACCAAGGUAAACAAGCCCGACCGGCGGUUCAUUGAGGUCAAGGAGAAGAGCGACAAGCUAGAUGAGGAUUUGGGCCACGUGGAGAAGGUGGUAGUGAGGGUGACGCGGCGCGAGGCGGACCUCGAGACCGAUCUCAAGGACCUAGCGGAGCAGUUCCAGAGGCUCAUCACGCUAGAGCCGGGUGUCGAGUCGGCCGUCCACGCCUUUGCCGCCUCAGUCGAGGACACGGCCGCGGGCCUCAAGAAGCUCAAGGACCACACGGACCAGGACUAUCUCGGCUCGCUGCGCGACAUGGUGGCCUAUAGUGGCGCACUCAAGAACCUGCUCAAGGCGCGCGAGCAGAAGCAGCUCGACUAUGAGCAGCUGACCGAGUACCUGAACAAGAGCACGGUGGACCGCGACGCGCUGUCGUCGGGCGGCGGCGGGUACGGCGGUUAUGGCGGAGGCGCCGUCUCGGCCCUGGGCGGCGCCGGUGGCUUCAUCCGGUCCAAGAUCGAGGACGUGCGUGGCGUUGACCACGAGCAGGCACGCCGCGAUCGCCAACGCAAGCUUGAGCUGCGUAUCGACGAGCUCACGCGUGAGGUCGAGGUUGCCCGCGCCGAGGCCGAUAACUUCGCCGACCAGGUCGUGCGCGAGGUCGAAAGCUUCGAGUGGAUCAAGCGCGUCGAGUUCAAGCGCCAGUUUGGCGGGUUGGUCGACGCCCACAUCGACUUUUACGGUGGCGUCAUUGACAUUUGGGAGCAAUACGUCCUCGAGAUGGAGAAGGAGGGCACGGUCCUGCCCCCUUAGAAAGGUCGGCGGGCAACGGCUCUGGAUCCGGCUCCGGUCCGGUCCGAAGUGGGCUGUGAUUUGACCAAUCUCAGAUACUAAGGUUCUAGAGAUGUAGGGUGUCUCUCUCUUUCUCUCUGGGAGACCUUUGCAAGUAAAUAGACGAACGAGACGGGAUUUGGGCCGGACAUGGGGCGAUGCUACUGUGGUACUGCUUCUACUGCCUUUUAUCGGCGGCAAUUAGGCCGUUGCCGGAUGCUGAAUGAAUGGGAGGGGGUGGAUUAAUUCAUGGAAGGUGGUCGCAAAAUGCAUCCUCCUUGUUUGUUAUACAGCCCAGGGGAAUUACAACUAGAAAGGGACGGAAUUCAACUUGGAAGAGUGAUGAGACAGAAUACCGUGGGCUUCAUAAUCACUAGUAUCAAUUUGAUAUCUAUUUUCUUUUCCGU
Lasiosphaeria miniovina is the source of this 2385-nucleotide messenger RNA. RefSeq lists its product as uncharacterized. Gene Ontology annotation, molecular function: protein binding; phosphatidylinositol binding. The transcript has 2 exons. Gene Ontology annotation, cellular component: phagophore assembly site; early endosome; cytoplasm. NCBI's taxonomy places the organism in Eukaryota, Fungi, Ascomycota, Sordariomycetes, Sordariales, Lasiosphaeriaceae. The record is from RefSeq and is a predicted model, not a curated record. The coding region runs from base 431 to 1960 and encodes 509 amino acids. Gene Ontology annotation, biological process: endocytic recycling; piecemeal microautophagy of the nucleus; reticulophagy.